GGUCGUCACUACUAGUGACUGGGGAGUCGAGGUUUUAACGCAGACAAAUCAAUCGCGCGUAAAAGUGCGCACGCGACGAACGAACUUGUUCGUCGAAAUAUUAAAAUAAAACGAAAUAUAGUGUAUAAGACCUCGUUGCAAAUAGAUUUUUAGUGAUUAUAAAAACAAUAUUAGUAGCGAUACAGUUAUAAUAAAUGAUCUUUGUAUAAAUUGUGCAACAGCUGAUCGCUCGCUCUGUUUACAUUGUUACAAACUGUUCAAACUUUCGUAUUGGAAUUCGGUAUUGGAUAUGAUCUAAUCGCGUAGAAUAUAUACAUAUAAUAUAUUUAUUAGUGUGGUAAUUGGUGCUAAGUGAUUUGUAGUAUUUUGGAAUAUCCGCUGGAUAUAUGUGUUACGAAGUUAUAAAUUGACAUCGGUGCAAUGGGUGCCGUCAAGAGCAAGUUUUCAAACUGGUUUUCGAGAUGCACAUGUUGCAAGGGCUCAAGAUCGAAUUCGUACGAUCUCAAUGAUCUGCCGCGACCGCGACAAUUGAACAUCACGGACGAUGUUGACUAUGGAACCAAACAAGGCGUGCUCGCUGUUCAAGGCAUCGAUUUUUGCAUCGAAACUAAUGGCGAGGAUCAUCAUACAAGUAAAUUUAACCUGAUGACAAGGAAUGUCGACAGGUGUCUAGUCAUUCGACGAGGUCAAGCGUUCAAAUUGGAUCUGCUGUUAAACAGACCAUAUGACGCUAACAAAGAUGCUCUUUCCUUUAUAUUUUACGUUGCAGAUGUGGUAAAGCGAGGACCGUCCGAUGACUCAUCAGCGGCAGUUCCUUUGCUGGAAAAAGGAUCUGAAAUUGUUGGAGGGUGGAAUGUGGUCUACGAAGGUCAAAUGGAUUCUCAUUUGAUGGUGGCAGUGACCGCAGCAGCUGAUUGCAUUGUCGCUGCAUGGCGAAUUGAUAUCGACACAAAAAUCAGUGGAGGCGGUUCAUUAAGUUACACACACCCUCAACCUAUUUACAUACUCUUUAAUCCAUGGUGUUUGAAUGACAGCGUAUAUAUGCCAGGCCAUAGUCAUCGAGAAGAAUAUGUUCAGGAAGAUGGUGGACUAAUGUAUAGAGGCGUAUAUAAUCGUAUAAAACCCACGCCGUGGAACUAUGCACAAUACGAGAAGGAUAUUCUGGAUUGCGCUUUAUAUCUAGUCAGGGAUGUCGGAAAAGUAAAAGGGCGCGCAAGAAGCGAUCCCAUUAAAAUAGUUCGGGCCUUAUCAGCAGCUAUAAAUGUACAAGAUGAUAAUGGAGUUCUGCUUGGAAACUGGAGUAGUGACUUUGGUGGAGGUACGAGCCCAUUGAAAUGGGUCGGUUCAUUGAUGAUAUUGCAGAAGUACUACGAGAAGAAGAAGCCUGUGAAGUAUGCCCAAUGUUGGGUUUACGCAGGGGUUCUGACCACUGUUUGCAGAGCCUUAGGUAUCCCAUGCAGACCAGUGAGUGGCUAUGAUGUAGCACAUGACAGUCAAGGCAGUCUAACCAUAGAUAUAAUCAUGGAUGAAGAUGGAAAUACAAUGGAAGACUUUACGAGAGAUUCAGUUUGGAAUUAUCAUGUCUGGAAUGAGGUAUGGAUGGACCGUCCCGACCUUGGAUCCGAGUACAGUGGCUGGCAAGCUGUGGAUGCAACACCUCAGGAGACUUCUGAGGACUUGUACCGAUGUGGGCCUGCGUCUCUUCAGGCGGUACGCAACGGUGAGGUGCAGAGGGCGUACGAUGCUCUCUACGUGUUCGCGGAGGUCAACGCUGAUAAGGUAUUAUGGAAAUACUCCGGAGAAAUACAGCCAUUGAAAUUGCUUAAACGCGACACAGUUACAAUUGGUCAAUUUAUAUCAACUAAAGCCAUUGGAAGUAUGGACAGGGAGGAUAUAACGAAUCUAUAUAAGUAUCCAGAGAGGACGCGCGAGGAGCGCGCGACUAUGGAAAAGGCUUUACGUAGAUCUGAGCAUCUGUUCGCGCGGUACUACCUCAACGAUGCUUUCAACGAUGUUAUUUUUGACUUCGAACUAAGGGAUGACAUCAAAAUUGGACAGGACUUUAAUGUGGUUCUACAUAUGAGGAAUCGUUCUUCUGAAAACCAGCAUCAAGUGAAGGGAGUACUCCGAGUGGAUACCGUAACUUAUAAGGGCGUAACCGGCGAUGGGGUGAAACGCUACGAAUUCGAUACCACACUCGCUCCGGAAGCUAAGGAAGAAGUGAAAAUGCUAGUCACUUUUGAUGACUAUUAUAAAAAAUUAGUGGAUCAGGCAUCGUUUAACAUCGCAUGCAUUGCAACAAUAGUAGAAGCGAAAUACGAUUACUUUGCACAAGAUGACUUCCGAGUACGAAACCCAGACAUCAAGAUCGUGAUUGAAGGAAAGCCGGUCUCCAGGCAGGAGUUCACUGUCACCGCUAAACUCGAGAACCCGCUGCCUAUCCCGCUAAAAAGUGGCAAGUUCUACGUGCAGGGUCCGGGCUUAGAUCAACAGCUUAAGAUUCCGUUGGACGAGAAUGUGGCACCUGGAGCUGUAGCAACAGUGCAGUUCAAGUUGACCCCACCGUGGGCGGGUCGUCACCAGAUCUCCGCCAAGUUCGACUCCAAGGAGUUACACGACGUCGAUGGAUUCCUCUCAUUCCUCGUUUCCAUGCCUUCGGAAACUAAUGGAUACACGAACGAUGUUGCCGAUGGUAAUCCUAUUUAAGUAUGAACUAAAAAAACUGUUUGGCAGUUUAGGAUGAAAUUUAAAGUGAUUGUUAGCAACAACUUAUGUAAAGUUUAUACAAUGCUAUACGUAUUACAACGUAAAUUUCUUAGCAGGUUUUAAAUAAUAAUGUGACUAUCAGCAUUAAAAACUAUGUGAAGUCUAUACUACAAUAUUUGUAUUUGUAAAGUCUAUCACAGGAUUCUGUUUGACAAAAAAUUUGCUAAUAGGUAUUGUAUACCUAAGAUUGAGAAUGUCUAGAUAUUAGAAAAUAAGCUACAGAGACUAGUUAGGUAUAUCAUGCAGAUAACACUCGUAAUUAUUACUGUAAAAGGAUCAGUUGAAUGGCUGAACCGAAAAUGAUAAUAAAUUAAUUCAAUUCACAUUUAAACACUGAUCACAAUUUAUUAAACCAGUUACUAUGUUAUGAUUGAUAUAAAUGCCAUAGAUAGGACUACUAAAAUAUAUCUACUUAUAUUAUUAGGUACUAUUAUUAAAUGAAUAAAAGUUUUGUUUCUGUAAAUAAUUUGAAAUAUAUUUUGUAAAAAUGAAUUCAAACCAACGAUUUGAAAAAUAUAUAAUUAUUGUAGUUUGAACAGUUUUUGGUCAGGUCUACUCUUGAAUCCAAUAUCGAUAUUAAUCCAAUCUAUUGCCAAUGACAAUUUUAUACCGUACUCAUGAAACUACAAUUAGGAAUUAGGUGAGAAUUGGAAUCGGUUUUGAUUGAUUGACAAAACUAUAAAUCUAUCUAUUUAUUUACUUAUACUUUAUUGUACAUAAAAUUACAAACAUAUAAUAUAUAUUAAAUAAAGAUGUAUAACAGGCGAACUUAACUCUGUAAGAGUUCUCUUCCAGAUCUAUCAGAUCAAUAUGGCACCAUUAUGUCGCUAUUCGAGAGUGCGGAACGUCUCAAAUUCAGUAUCGAUUUAUUGGAAUUUAUUUCAAGAGUAACCCCACAGGUUUGAGAAUGUAACUUCGUAUUAUUAGUUUACUGAUAAUACAAAGUAUGUAAUAGAUAGUAACACAGUAAUGCUAAGGAAAAAUUCAAAAUUAUUUUAACAAUUUUCCAAUAAAUUGUAUUAUUUUUGUGUAAGAUGCAAAUAAAUGUAGAUGCAUUUAUAUCCUAUUUAUAGAUGAUGAUCAUCUAUAGAUAGAGCCAAAUUAACAUAUACUUAAAAUAUAGUUAUGUGAAAAAGAAUUUUUUAAAUAUCUUCACUGUUAUUCAACCAAGAACAAAAUGAUUUUAGUAAAACUAAAUGACUGCAUGUGAUCUAAACAAAAUUUUGUUGUAUAUUAUAUUUUUAAUGUAAGUUUAUUAAAUUAAUAUUGUUAAAUAGACAGUAACGUUGACUUAUUUUAAAAAAUAAAAUACAUAUAUAACCAUAUAUUUAUUGAAGAAAAGUAUUUGAAACUUGACUUUCUAUCAGGAAA
Galleria mellonella (greater wax moth) is the source of this 4137-nucleotide messenger RNA. RefSeq names its product annulin. NCBI's taxonomy places the organism in Eukaryota, Metazoa, Arthropoda, Insecta, Lepidoptera, Pyralidae. The record is from RefSeq and is a predicted model, not a curated record. Bases 421 to 2706 code for a protein of 761 amino acids. The transcript is spliced from 12 exons. Gene Ontology annotation, molecular function: protein-glutamine gamma-glutamyltransferase activity. Gene Ontology annotation, biological process: peptide cross-linking.